GCUAUGAUUGAAGAAGCCAUCGCUAGAGAAGUAUCUUUUUCAGUUAUGUACACACCAUUUGUGACAGAAGUCAAGGCUGGCAAAGUAAACAAGAUUAGGGACAUGUUUGCGAAAAAGCACCCUGAUUACAUGGAGCACAUAUAUACAGAUCCUCAUGGACUUCACAUCUUGCCACAGACGUCUGAGUGGCCAUCCCUGCCUCCCCAGCAGUACUUACUGACUCUGGGUUUCAGAAACAAGCAUAUUGGAAAAACCUUGGAAAGGUGGUCAAGUAGAAGACUGCCAAUCUUUUCAGACCGGAAAGCACCUUUCAGUCCUCCCACGAAAGAAGAAACAAAAAGAUAUUGGGAUAACACUGGGAAAAAAAUCGUGCCAGUAAUGGAUUUUAUAAGAAGCACCAAAUUAACUGACAAUCUCUGUGCUUGCUCACGUGGGAUAGAGAAGUUGCAUUACGCCAGCCUCCUCGGCCGUUUGCAGAGAGUCGAGGAACAGUCCCAAGUGAUUAAUCAAGCGAUGGCUGAGCUAGCAACCGUUCCCUACCUGCAGGACAUCAGUCAGCAGGAUGCCAAACUGCUGCAGUUGCUAAUGGCAGAUGCCAUGGACACCCUUGAAGGAAGAAGUGAUAGAAGACGUGUGUGGAAUAAAAUUCAGAAGAUUGGACUAAUUGAAGACUACUUAUACCAAGCAGAAGACAAUUACUUAAAGAACAAAAGGCUGAGAACAGCUAGGACGGAAAAAAUGAAAAUGAAGAGGACUCAAAGUACCCAGCAACAUUAGAGCCUAGGAAAUACAAAACUGUCCCUUACCAGCCCUAAAGACAUGGUCACACAGCGAGCAAGAAAAUUAACACUGGAGAUAUUUGAUAGAUAG
Messenger RNA from Phaethon lepturus (White-tailed tropicbird), 870 nucleotides. RefSeq names its product spermatogenesis-associated protein 16-like. The record is from RefSeq and is a predicted model, not a curated record. Gene Ontology annotation, biological process: spermatogenesis. The transcript is spliced from 6 exons. Lineage: Eukaryota; Metazoa; Chordata; Aves; Phaethontiformes; Phaethontidae. Gene Ontology annotation, cellular component: Golgi apparatus. The annotation marks the transcript as partial.